This is a messenger RNA of Alternaria arborescens, 303 nucleotides long. RefSeq lists its product as hypothetical. The record is from RefSeq and is a predicted model, not a curated record. The transcript has a single exon. NCBI's taxonomy places the organism in Eukaryota, Fungi, Ascomycota, Dothideomycetes, Pleosporales, Pleosporaceae. Bases 1 to 303 code for a protein of 100 amino acids.
AUGACACACCCUUCAGGGCUCUCGCUGUGCGCAACGAUCGGCCUAGCAGUGGGCAUUCCAUGUGGCAUGAUCUUGCUCAUUACCACAGGCACAUACCUGCUUUGGAAACGCAAUACGGCCAAGAGAGCGUAUCGGGCAAUGCGCAUCCAAGAUCUACGGGCGCAGGCCGGGAAGAAGGGACACGCACGUGAACUUGAUGGCAUCGGAACUAUGCGCCAAGAGAUGGAGACAUCCGCCAAUAUAGCUGAGUUACCGGGCAGGUUCUCUCGGCCCGAGUUGGCGCGGUACGAGUUGGGUGAAUGA